Wallemia mellicola CBS 633.66 is the source of this 3035-nucleotide messenger RNA. Its product is annotated as Pkinase-domain-containing protein. Gene Ontology annotation, biological process: intracellular signal transduction; protein phosphorylation. Gene Ontology annotation, molecular function: protein serine/threonine kinase activity; ATP binding. The record is from RefSeq and is a predicted model, not a curated record. Lineage: Eukaryota; Fungi; Basidiomycota; Wallemiomycetes; Wallemiales; Wallemiaceae. Gene Ontology annotation, cellular component: cytoplasm. The transcript is spliced from 6 exons. The coding region runs from base 20 to 2155 and encodes 711 amino acids.
CGAUAAAGUUCAACUAAAAAUGUCAGAAAUAAAACCUAAGCGGCCAUCAAAGAUUGGUCAAUACGAGGUAUUGCAGACGCUUGGUACCGGUUCAUUUGGUAAAGUCAAGCUCGCUGUACACGCACUCACUGGCCAUAAGGUGGCUAUGAAGAUAUUGAACAAGCGUAAAAUACACAGUUUAGAUAUAAGUUCGAGGGUUAAGCGUGAGAUCCAAUAUCUGAAGCUACUACGCCAUCCUCAUAUAAUCAAGCUAUAUGAAGUUAUUAGUACGCCUACGGAUAUUAUUAUGGUCAUGGAGUAUGCUGGGAAUGAAUUAUUCAAUUAUAUAGUAGAGCGCGGCAAAAUGCCGGAAGAUGAAGCACGGAGAUUCUUCCAGCAGAUCAUCUGCGCCGUAGAAUACUGCCACAGGCACUCUAUAGUACACAGAGAUCUCAAACCAGAGAAUCUCCUAUUGGAUGAUUUCAAUAUGGUCAAAAUCGCCGAUUUCGGUUUAUCAAACAUCAUGACGGACGGUGACUUUUUAAAGACGAGCUGUGGAAGUCCCAAUUACGCAGCACCAGAAGUUAUCUCUGGAAAGCUCUACGCUGGCCCAGAGAUUGAUAUCUGGAGCUGUGGUGUCAUCCUCUACGUCAUGCUCUGCGGUCGACUGCCAUUUGACGAUGAAUUCAUUCCAAACCUUUUCAAGAAGAUUAAUGGCGGUGUAUAUCACCUACCUAGCUACCUCUCACAGGAGACAAAGAGUCUUCUCUCUCAAAUGCUCGUAGUCGACCCUGUCAAGCGUAUAACCGUCCCAGAGAUCAGGGAACUCCCCUGGUUCAAGGUUGGUCUUCCAAAGUAUCUCGAACCUCUCCCACCGGCGACGACGCCUUCAAACGAAGAUGAAAAGAAAUCACCGGAGGAUAUUAUCGCCGAGGGCGAAGAAAUUAGUCCAGAUUUAGGCAUUAUCGACAGAAACAUCGUCAACGACUUGGUCGAGAAAAUGGGUCCUUUCGAUAUCGAACAAAUCAUUGAAGAGUUGAAAGCUGAAAAUGAGAAUCAAUUUAAAGUGGCUUAUCAACUCGUGCGUGAUCACAAACGUAUGGUUCAAACGGCCGGUGAUAGGCAAGACCAAGCGAUGGAUAAUUUCCUCUCUAGCUCACCACCUGCUUGGAAUGCGGGUUUGGAACACAUGACAGGCUCCAGAAGGUCUACAUCUAUUAAAAGAAAAGCAAGAAAUAGCCCACAAGACCAACAACCAGCUGUCGAAGAUAAUGACGAAUAUGACGAUUUUGAUGGCCUCGAUGAUUACGAUUUGGAGGAGCGUUUUACAGUUUUAGAUAGCUCAUUACCUCAAAACAAUGACGAAGAUAGUUCUCAGGCAUACAAAAUGGAGUCGCUCAAGCUUAACGACUCACAUAAAUCAACUAAAAAAGACCCAACCAAGGUCCUCCAAAGCAGAAGCUCACAGCCAAUAUCGGUUGAGCCUAUGUCAGCGAUGCCAUCAUCGACUGUACCGGAAGAACGGAUUGCGAAAGAUACCAUUAAGCAUACCCAACGUGGUGAUGCCCCAGUUCCUCAACAAAGCAAGGAGAAAUCAACUCAACAGCAAUCAACAUCCGUGAAGAAAUCCAAAGCAUCCAAAUGGCAUUUCGGUAUAAGGUCGAGAUCACCACCUAUGGAAGUCAUGCUUGAAAUAUAUCGCACAUUAAAAUCACUCGGUAUGGAAUGGAAGAAAAAGGAUUUACCUGCGAAACCACCAAAUUCAAAUGCACAUCAAGAUGACUUGCAAAUUCCACAAGAUUUGUUCUUCGUUGAGACAAGAUCAAGAAUCAAGAAUGUGAUUAUCAGAAUGGAUUUACAAUUAUAUAGAGUCGAUGAGAGUAACUACCUCGUUGACUUUAGACUAGUUGAUUAUUUCCCUAUACCGCCAACAUCAGAAGAUUACAUUCGAUUUGACAGUCAUGAAAACUCAGCUGAGAGUUCGCCAGGUGUGAAGAGUCCAGGUGAAUUUAGCAAUAAUACAUCGGAGGGUCAUUCAGCACCGAAUGUCGACAGACUUUACGACGCUAAUCAGAAAUUACAACAAUCUCAACAAGCGGGCGACGUUUGCUCGCCAUUUUUGUUCUUGGAUUGUGCAUGUAAGCUUAUUGUCGAACUUGCAGGUGCGGGUGGAUGAAGAUAGUAUAAUGAGCACCUUAAUAUCAAGGAAAGACAAUAAAGAUGAUGCUUAUGAUUUUUCUUUUUUGAUUACCACCACGUGUUUGUAUAAAUUUAUGCAUUUGAUUUACAUUAGUUGUUUGAUUUGCCUGGUCUGGCGACGAUACCUGCUGAGGCUUGGUUGGUUGGGAAGACGAGUGUAUUGGCGACCUGUACGUGUGGUGGACGGCUGGUGAUCCAGAUGAUCUCCUCUGCUAUGUCUUCUGGUGUAAGAGGGUCUAAGUCCUUGUAAACGUUGUCUGCUUGCUCCUUAUCGCCUCUGAAUCUAACAACAGAGAAUUCAGUUUCAACAAGGCCUGGCUCUACUUCCGAAACGCGUAUAGGUGUGCCUACGAGUUCUUUCAUGAGUGAGCUCGUAAAUGAACGGACAGCAUGUUUGGUGCUGCAAUAGAUUGAACCUCUCUGGUAUGGUUCUAAGCCUGCUAUACUGCCCAAAUUAACGACGUGUCCUGCGUUACGCUCUUUGAAAUGAUUGACGAAAAUUUGUGUCAAUUUUAUGAGACCGAUAACAUUUGUAUCAAACAUGGUAUCGACAUCAUCAUCAUUUAUACUUCCAACCUCUUCCAAGCCCUUAACGAGUCCAGCGUUGUUGACAAGGAUGUCAAACGCCUUGAAUGACGUGCGUUGGAAGAAUUGAUUAAUUUCUUCCCUUUUUGAGAUGUCCAGAUUAACAGCCUCGUAGUUUCCACGAGGGUUGAGUUCUCUCGCUUGUUUGACUAUCUCCUCUAGUUUUUCGGCUCUCCUAGCCGCAAGAACGACGUUGGCGCCUGCUUUAGCGUAAAGUAGUGAUGUAGCAGCUCCUAUACCACUCGAUGCACCUGUUACCAAUACAUUCUUAC